AUGGUGAUGGUGAUGUCGUGCGUGGGUAUGGGCGAUGCGGUGCUCCGCGAUCGACUGCCAACUUUAUGGCGUCGUAUAGAAGACGCUCACUACAGUUACCUGGAAACGGAUGAUAGCCCCGAGAAAUUGCAGCAGAAGAAGAAAUUAGAAGACUAUAUAAUAGAAUAUUUAUCGUUAGUGCCUCAUGAGUGCAAGUUUGGGCUGGCUGAAACGGGGAAGGUGUUCCAGAGGACUGUUAACGAGUUGUCAGAUUUCAGUGCGUACCGCGCUGGGCUAGGAUGGGCAGCGCUCGCGAGGUACGCGGCUAACUUAUUAGCACAGCCUUGGAGAAAAGAGUACAGGGUUAUAAGGUUAUACUGCGGCUAUUUCAAACACGAAGUCGAAGCUAACAUGGUCGGUGCAGAGAUACUUCUUCACACAAUGGGAUACAAGUCAGCGGGGUCUGGGCGACUGGAGCUAGAGGGGCCCAUAUGUCCGGAUAUGGUCGCCGCUGUCUCUAGGGAUGCUCUCAUCGCGCAGUGUGAAUGUCAGAUUAUGUCUCACAUCUGGGAGGCGGUGUGGAGCUCAGGCGCAAGGAUAUCGUGGCGAGAGGUAUGCGCCGAGCGAGUGGCGAGAGCCUCUGCGCCUGCGCAGGCCGCCGCUCACCUCGCCGCGCCUCCCGCGCCCUCCUCACACCCCGCUCACCCCUCGCACUCCGCCGCUGCCGAUAGAGGCAAAAUCUUGUACAACGACACUUCAGAUAUAUAUUCGAACAUACCAACGACGAUCCCUGCAGAGCCAUACCGAAGCAGACUAAUAGACAGUCGAUACAACGCCACACAACCACACUGCAACCACAUAUGCGAAGAUAUGCCCCCAGAAAACCAUAUACCCCCUCUGAAUCCUUACCUGGUACCGCAAGGGGUUAUGCCUCAAGUUAUGUACCCUCAUCUCCAUCCCGAUGUUCCUGUUACUAUGCCACAUUGUUCCACAGUCCCGAUGAUGACCCCCUACGGCAUCCCAUAUUACUACCCGGUCCAAUCCCCAUAUAUGAUCCCCACACCUGUAUAUGCUCCUAUUAAACACGCCGCCACAGUUCCGGUUAACGGGUACCCUCCUAUGCCCCAAUACAGGUACGACUCCGUACCCACUGGGCAACUAAUCGAGCUAGACACCCCUUCAGUUUACGAGAAUGGCAAAUUCGAGAGGUACAAAGAAGAUGAAAGAAAUCAUAGGAAGAGUAGGCUAGAAUCUUCUAGAAGGAACAGCACAUCUAAAUCAGGAUUAAGUGAUGUUACUCUUCCUAGUAUACCUCGGUCUGAUACGCAACCAGCUCUAAGUAAAGCAAAAGAAGAUGGCAUGGGUACCUACGAAAGCUGGGAUUACGUGUUCAGGAACUUAUCGAGCAAAGAUCAAGAUCCGGAAGCUAGAAGUCGAUACUCUCCAUCGUUCGAUAGAGAUUCUAGAACACUCGAUAGAUUAGACAGAGAAGAAAGGAGAGCGAAAUAUCAGCCGACAACGCUUGAUUUAGAAGAUGGUAUGCAAGCGCUUAACCUUGACCGUUCUUAUGACGAAGAAGUUUACCGCACGGCCAAGGUGAACGAAAUAAUAAGAAUCAAGCAGGAACAAGAAUUAAAACGGGCAAAACAUUUAGCGAAGAAAGCACUAGACGAAAGAAAACCUAAAAGACAUUUGCCGGAGCCGGUUGGAAACCCCAAAGCGGAUGCUUUAAUAACCCCUAAAAUUGCCCCAGAUAAGGUUAAGUUACUGUCAAAGAAGGACAUACGAGAUAGGAAGGAGGUUGUAAAGCAGCAAAAUACUGUAAACGGUGAACGGGUCUCGAGUACAGUCGAGGUGAAGAAGGUGAAGAAACCUGCGAAGUUGGUUGCUGCUGAAGUAGACAAGUCGAAGACAAAACCGGUUGAGAAUGGUGUACAUAGUACGGGGCACGGUUCUAAGACUAAUAUAUCGUCCAAUUCACACCAAACAAGCUACGACUUAAAGGCGCAGCUUAUCGUGUCACUGGACGAAGCGGAUAGCGUGCGGCGGUCACCACCCAAACAGCCCCUUCAGAACGGCGAUCGACCUAGCAGGACACAAAACCACCACACGAGUGAAAGAGAGAGGCCAGAUACUGCAAGUAGUGAGGCGAAAAGAGACAAAUGGGAGUGCGCAACAUGCACAUACUUGAAUAGAAACGCUCUAGCUGCAUGUGAAAUGUGUGGUAAGUCUAAGCGGGGGCCCGAGAUACAACCGCUGAGGUCUGGGGGGCGCGAGUGUCCUGCUUGCACCCUAGUCAACGAACGAGACGCAAAGAUAUGCGACGCUUGCGGCACGAGCCUAGACCAUUGUCCCACCUACAUAUAA
Messenger RNA from Arctia plantaginis, 2346 nucleotides. The record is from the annotation of a GenBank genome assembly. NCBI's taxonomy places the organism in Eukaryota, Metazoa, Arthropoda, Insecta, Lepidoptera, Erebidae.